Molecule: messenger RNA, 1133 nt
Organism: Rhagoletis pomonella (apple maggot)
Lineage: Eukaryota; Metazoa; Arthropoda; Insecta; Diptera; Tephritidae
Exons: 4
Coding region: 1-1095 (364 amino acids)
Source: RefSeq, a predicted model, not a curated record
AUGCCCUAUGAGGCUGAUGAUCCUCCGCAAUACUUGUUGCGCAGGCUGGUGCAGGAACACAGCACAGGCUUCGUUCUGAUCGGAGGCGAUGCUAAUGCUCACCAUGUACAGUGGGGGAGCUCGAACAUCAAUUGUCGAGGUUCGAAAGAACGUAAGGAAUACAGACUGGUAAAUCUACAAAGAAGCUCUGGAACUUGUGGUAUAGCAAAGCCACAAAGGUACACAAAUCAAAAGCAAAGUCGUGGUGAAAUUACUAAUGAACCAGCAUUGGAUCAGUGCGUGGAGAGUGAAAAAUUUGAAAUAGCUGAAAAAUCGAAAAAUUUCGAGAAAAGUGUAGAGAAUGAGAAAAAACUUGGCCACCGCAGGUUGGUUGUGCAAACAGAAUCGUGGAAAACGGCGAAUGCCAUAAAACGUGUUGAGGUCCAAUAUCGAGAACAAGCGACGAAAAGGCAGGAGGAAAGUGAACACGGAAAGACGGUGGGAGAAGAAAGUGGAAUUGCAUGCAAAGAAGCCACAGACCCCAUAUCACCGCGUAGAAUCGGCGAGCAACAACUACGUUCAGAAGCUGCAAAUGAAGUGGACAGAUUCUCACGCGCAUACAAUCGUUUGGCAGCGCGAGGUCUCAACGAUCUACCAACGCUUAUCAAAGAACGACCGAUCAGUGAGAUCAGCAUAACAUCAGCCGACACCUCGGGCAUUCUAUCGCCGACAACAGCGCGCGCAGUGCACGAGCUCCAGCGAAGACAUCGCGCCGAUAAGGUAGCACAUUUGUCAGUCUCACAAACGACAUAUUUGGAAUUGGUGCCUGAUACGAGUCCGGAACUCGAAUGGGAUAGUCCGGAUGAGCAAAUGGCUUUGCAAUUGGGCAAGAAGUUGGCGCAAGUGCUGAGUAGCAGCGGGAGUAGCGGCAGCGCGGCAACAGUGACGCCACAAGAUGGUGCGCCAGCGGGUAGCGGAAGUGGCGCCAGCGUGGAUAUCUUCGGUAAUAUAGCGAAAACAAAGAAGAUUGAAUUGCACAAUCUAUCGUCGAGACUGGGAACGGCAGCGAAUGCGACAGCAGUGACGGGCGCGGAGGAGAAGAUGACAGGUGAGUGAAAGAAAUUUUUAAUCGAUCUUGUGGCGUCUUCAUUAAC